Molecule: messenger RNA, 1010 nt
Organism: Emericellopsis atlantica
Lineage: Eukaryota; Fungi; Ascomycota; Sordariomycetes; Hypocreales; Bionectriaceae
Exons: 1
Coding region: 376-735 (119 amino acids)
Source: RefSeq, a predicted model, not a curated record
CGCCCAAAGAUGCUGUAAGUUUGAUCGGCGCAGUUUGCAGGCACGUCACGAAUUCACUCUGGCUCACUUCAAUGUGGGGUUCCAAUCAGGUUGCAGCCUCCAGAGGUGCGGUUGCAGGGUAGGCAAUUAUCGGACCCCGAAAACGACCGAGUCAACCCACGCCUGUCGCAUGACACACUACCAUCGUCAAGCUAACUCUGUUCUUGGAUGGGAGGGAUGCUAGUUCCAAAGCUCGCCGGCAGUCAGUCAUAUGACGGAAACAUGACCAGUGACCCAGACCUUUCGAGGCUGCUCUCUUCAAGGCGCAUCAUGUUACAUACUUAGUCUGGGCAUGCCUUUGUCGGUAGACUAUCUCCUGUGUACAAGUUCGCAAACAUGGCCAGCGCCAUCGUCGAAGCUGAGCCCUUAAUCGGCAGUCUACAUCAGCAGAGCGAGCAAUCUUCCUUCUCGGAGACGCAGGUGCAGCUCACAUCCUCGUUCAGACGUCAUCGCGCCGAUGCGCGCCGAAAACUAUCCUCGCGAACCAAGGACUACUUCAUUCUGGCUCUUGUCACUCUGGACGUGGCACUGUUGCUCUUGAACAUUUUGAUCAAGCUUACGGCGUGUGAAAUGCACCAGAGAAAAGAGCCGUGGGUGCAAGCGGUCUCGCAGACGCUCCAGGAUAUUGGAGUUGGAUUCAGCUGGCUAUUCGUGCUGGAACUGGUGGCAUGUCUUGUCGCUUUCGGGCCAAAGUAAGCCAAGCUAGGGACAAUCCUAAAGCUUCAUCAGCUGAUAUUGCCAGGUAUCUGGCCUCUUGGUUUCAUGUGUUCGACUCAGCCAUCAUUGGGGUUGCGUUGAUUAUAGGUAUCAUGACGAGUGGGGUGGUUACAGACGUUGGCUCCCUGGUCAUCGCAUUGCGUCUUUGGCGGCUGGCACAACUGUCCGACGAGAUUGUUCUUGAUGCACACGAGAGAAUCCAUGGACUGGAGCAACGGAAUCAGGAGCUCAGAGACGAGAUCGUGGCCCUGAGA